Molecule: messenger RNA, 1170 nt
Organism: Alternaria postmessia
Lineage: Eukaryota; Fungi; Ascomycota; Dothideomycetes; Pleosporales; Pleosporaceae
Exons: 4
Coding region: 1-1170 (389 amino acids)
Source: RefSeq, a predicted model, not a curated record
AUGUCGACAGGCGCCGACUGGAUCUCGCAGCAUGAUCUGCUCCGGAUAGACUACGCUAUGCUGGCCAUGACAUCGACAGUCUUUGUUGCACGGAUUGGUGUGCAAGCGUGGCGGCGCAAACCCAUCGAAGCGCAGGACAUCUUGCUCUACAUUGCUUUCGCGGCCUACUUGGCUUUCACUAUCCUCUACAUCGUCAUCACGCCUAUCUUCUUCAAAAUCCAGGAAUUACAACUCGGUCGCAUUGUGCCAUGGCCUACUAUGAUGAAAGACGUCAUUCUCGCAUCGAGAGUCAUGUGGCAGAGCGGAAUCGAGUACUGGACAUGUCUCUGGUUCGUCAAGUUCUCACUGUUGGCGUUGUACAAAAAGCUGCUUUCUGGAAUGCCCAAGAAGUAUCUAUACAUCUGGUGGGGUACACUGAUCUUCUGCGUCGUGACAUGGUCUACCUGUAUCAUCACAGGCCCUGGGCUAGCAUGUAACGACACCAAAGCGUUCUUCGACAAGGGCGCUGUGUGCUCGUCGCCCGAAGAAACUCGCCGACAAACAGCAAAUCUCUACUACGCGUACGCAGUAGACACUGUAACGAACAUGAUGGUCAUGUUUCUCCCAAUCCGGCUCAUUUGGAAUCUGCAAAUGGAGAAGCCCAAGAAGAUUGGUUGCGGGUUACUGUUCGCCUCCGGUCUUGUAUGCAUACUUUUUUCGACUAUACGCAUCGUGCAGGUUGGUCAGGACGGAAAGCCUCGAUCGCCAGACCCGAAAUGGCUGACUAUGUGGACUAUCAUCGAAUGUUCAACAGCUGUCAUCAUCGGCUGCUGUCCAGUACUUGCAUCCGUCGUACCCAAACGCCGUACACGGCCAUCAGAUACCGUCUCCUAUGAUACCCAAGGGUACAUUCGACAGUCACCCAACCGGUCUGGCGAAGGUGCGCCAAGAAGUCACGGCUUGAGAAACAUACUCAGCUCUAAAAACCGGGAGAAGAGCAGUGAGAAGAACUCGGGCAACAUUAGCAUAUCGAGAACUGGGCACGAGAGUGAAGAAGAGCUCCCACCACGUCGCACAGAAGGCGCUGGUAUUCUUAUCACAGACGAGAUACGAGAGCAGUAUAGGCUACGUAUGAAAGAGGACCAACGCAUGGAAGAAGCGCGCCUAAAGCUUGAGCAGUCGCAGGUGUGA